GUCUAUUCCACACUGUCGCUCAAGUUUGCCUCGUAACGUUAACAAAUUGCUCAUCUAUUGUUCAUCAUCGGAAGAUCGAAGGCCUUUCGCCGAGGAGAAGUGUGCAUCUUCGCAAGUAAGAAUGUCGCUCGCGCGGAUACUGAGAAGCACGUGUCGUCUCGCAAGUUUAGCCAGUGGAGAGAAGUGAGAAGAAAGAAUUUUGAGCAGAAGACGAUUAGAGAAAGGGAAGGUUGAACGAAAUUCGAGCAGACCCAAUGAGGCGUUUCAAAAAUGAAGAUCCACAAACGACCGACUCAAACUGCCAUACUUAACUUUUGCAUCUACUAUCGAACUAGACCACAUACUUUUACAUCUACUAUCGAGCUAGACGCACACUCUUCUUCUUCAGGUUGUACAACAUGUCAUCGAAGGAUUCUUCUUUGUUAAAAACCAGUAGUAAUUUUUUUAACUGACGAGCAUACCAAGGGUCUGCUGUCAUUUUACAACUGUCCUAGUACAACAUAUAUUUUCUGUAGUUACAAACGUUUUCUGGCCUCAAAGUAUCAGUCGCUAAAGGUGGUUUCUUGGAGAACCAAAAAAUGCAAGCGUCUUCCUGCGUCGAAAUAACCGUUGGCGCGACGCCAGCGGCAGAAGUCGUCAGACCGCCCAAGCCACGAACAACAGUUAAGGCUCUUGGAAAAAAUCUCGAAGGUUAUAUUUUCAUUAACAAGUGAUACUCUUGCUCAGGUAAUAGUUUACAAGCUUCAAACUGAUAGGGAGCUGUUCCUUUUAUCAACAAGGCUCUGCGUCAACAUCUUUGGAACAUUCAGGAUUGUUGAUUUCGCCUCAAUGAUAGGUAACAGAGUGCUGGCUCCACUUGAUUAUCUACUGGUGGUACGAAGAUAUUAGACAUAUCAAUCUCAUGUACCUCGCACAAAUUAUUGAUACAUCUCAUUUAACAUCUGAUUUACCUCAACUUCUAAUAUGCCGGCAAGACUACUCGAUUAUGGUCUUCCCCUUUUUGCGGGAGCGCUAUUGGCUGUGCAUGGCGCAAUCGGCGCACAGUUUAGUGGUGUCUAUGGCAGCGUUGCCAUUCCAACGUUGGUCAACAUGACAACUGCGCUGCUGAUCAUUUCUUUAUGAUAGAUAAAUCAAAAACUCUCUACUUUGAGAUUAUGGAAGUAGAGUUAGUGGUGCUUUGAAAGUAGAGGUAGAACAUCGAACUUCUGUAGAAAUAAGUGUAUUGUCAUUAUCGCAUAUUGGUGAAAAUUUUGAGUACAGCUCAUUGCACUUCUUGUCGGCGUGCAACAACAAAAAUAGACUCCUACCAGUAUUAUGUUCUAAAAUCCGUCGUCGUGAGCUAUGCACCUAUUGCUCAACGCGCAGCAAAGGAUGUUGCAGGUGUCGAGUUCGACCGACUCGUUGCUGUACUAGAAAACACAAAUGUUCAAUGGGCGGCUAAACAUAAUGCCGUAGCAGUCGUGGGCAAACCAGUACAUCAAGAACAGAAAGUAGAUCUUCAUGCCGACAGAACAAAAGUAGAUCUUCAUGCGCAGCAGGUGCAGCAAGAAAGCGGCCGAGCAGAUCGUGAAAAAAUAAGAAGUGAUGCAACUAUGCUUACCAACAUCACUAACGGAGGAUUCACAAGACCUACCAGAAAUGAAGUGGGUCGGCUCGUCGUCUCUGUCGUGGAUGGCGAACAACACGUUGAAGAACAAGAAGGAGGCAGCUACGUUCUCGCCUCGGCCGGGAAAGACGCUCUACUUCUCAACAGCACAGAUGAUCAUGAAGAACACCUCUCGCACGAGCAAGCAGUGAAGAACGUCGUAGAACACCUCUCGCAUGAGCAAGCAGUGAACGUGAAGAACCUCAGCAACGUCGUGAAAAAUACCAGCAGAGAAGCUCAAACCGAAAGGGAGUCUUCUCUGGUCCACCAAAAGGGGACAAGCUAUGAAAAGCUAGAGCUAUGGAAAUGCACAGGAGGUCCGAUUGGUGUUUUCAUAGUGGGAACCGGCUUUCUCUGCAUUCCUCCUUUGGGUUAUGGCAAUAAAUAUUUAUGUAACAGAGUAGUUUAUAGCACGCAUGGCGCAUGGAGCGCAGAGCUUUAAGGGGCGCUGGAAGCUCCCCCUUUCGCUCCAUGCUACUCCAUGCGAUCCAUGCACUCCAUGCCAUGCGAGCUGUGAAACCUUAUAACUCGCUCUGAUAUAAUAGUAGUGCUGCUGCUGUCCUCUCUCAGAUCAUACUAACUAAGCUCAGUCAUAACAGGGACACAUACAUGACAAUCAAAAAUAAAAGGUUGUUGUUUUUUCUUAGAAGUAGAAGUAGCAGAUUCGUUCUCCUUCGUGGUCUUCUUUUGAUGAAUACCAGACCAAAAGAAGCUAUGAUCAGUUCUCCUCUAAUUUCGCGUAGUCGCUUUUUUUAUGUCCGUGACCGCUGGACAGCUGUGCUCAGGUUUAGUGUGCGACCGCAUCGGAUUUGCUGGACUGCCACGAAGACCUUUGUCAGCAGGUCGCUUGCUCUCGGUGCUGAUCGUCGCUUGUGGGGUUUCCAUUGUUGUGUUGUCGACAGCAGAAACAGCGAAAGAGGAUGAAGAGGCGGGGAAGAACGUUAUGAUGAAUUGGCUUUGUUUCAGGUCUUGAUGAAUUUGUAAACUGUGAUCUUUGCAUCGUAGAAUUUGCAUCUUGAUAUUUUUCAUCACAUUCUUUUUCGUCCAUUACCUUGGACCUCGCUAGUGCGCAUCAAGAAACACCACAUCCUCUAAGGACCACCCCGCCAAAGACGAGAACCAUCCUGGCAGUCUACUCUUUUACGGACUACUUGCUAUUUCGAUCGGGGUGAUGCUUCCAGUGCAGGCGAGUGUCAAUGCUGCGGCACAACGAGUUUUGGGAACACCGCUCGCAGGUGCACAAGUCAGCUUCUUUGGUGCGAGUUUUGCAGCAUUGUUUCUUUUCCUCAGCUUAGAUUACCCGAUGGACCUAGCGAAAUGGGAGAAACCCUUGGAGAUGUGGAUGCUGACGACGGGGGUCAUUGGUGGGUUUAUUGUUACGGGCUUUGGAGAGGACGAUGGCUUUAGCGUGAAUAAUUUUCCCUCUACCAAGUUGUAGUAGAGACUUCAAUAUCAAUUUUUGGCAGAGUUGUAGGCUCGAUAGAAAACAAUUCUCAAAAAUCGGCGUAAUUUGGCCUGUGAGUAGCCAGUAGAAAACUCAUCACAUCUUCUAACCAAAUCUGCACCACAUCCCUCCUUGGUCCUCGCGUUGGUCAGGCGAUGCUAUGGCUCCUGAUUAUCCUCGGACAAAUGUUGGGCAGCUUACCACUCGAUCAUUUCGGUUUGAUCGGACUGACUCCCAAAAAAGUAACCGCCGCGCGACUAUGUGGCGUUUUGGUCGUCCUUUGUGGGGUCGGUCUGAUGGCCUUGCGACAUCGACUAGUCUACGAAUACCGGAAUCGAACAGGAAGAAAGAGUCUGGACUGGCUGUUGUAGCUGUACGAGGUCUUCUUGGUGGAAAUGAAAUCUAAUGCUAUGUUGAUCUCACAUGUACAAGUUGCACCUGAUGGUGAUGUGUCCUCCUCCGUAUACAGUAAAUUUAGUAGGGGCACUAUCAUUACUAUGUACUAGGCAUACUACUAGGUGGCAUUCUAGUCGUCAGACGACGUACAGCAGUUGGAAAGUUUGUAGGUCUAGUUACGCACAACUAGCUACACGUACUAGUGUCUGUUUACUAUGAUUGCCAUAAUUAAUUUUUUAAUAGUCAUAUGAUAACACUGAAGUUGCCGACUAGAUUCACAUCAUCAUGAUAACACUGAAGUAAGUUUUUACUCUGUGGAGGUUACUCUGUGGGUACUCUCUGUGUGUGACGAUUGUUCUUCAUCCAAUGAUAAUACGUUGUACCUUGAUCUUUUGGUCUACAUAAAUCUAAUGUAAAAACUUCGUUGUGGUAAGAAAUAAUUCCAACUAGUAUGGGUUUGGGUUAGCUCUUUUCAUUCUCCACAAACGACUCCGAAUGAAUUUGGGUUAGCUCUUUUCAUUCUCGUCCUUGUAGGAGUGUUGAAGAAGAGUAUAGAGUAAAAAACACUUGAACUUUUGAACUCUACUUUGAUUGUAGAGAAGUAUUAAGUACCCAUCCUGCAGAAGUGUUGCUAUGUGAGUAGAAGCCUUGGUGCUAGUACUUGCUAUUUAAUACCCCUCCCGAAUUAUAAAUCCAAAUCUCCAUGAAUAUGAUUUUUACAAAGAGGAUGAUUUCCAUAGUACUUGUUUAGCAUAUACUGAGCAAAUAAGCAAGCUUUAUCUGCCGCAAAUUCAUUUUUGAUCAUCGGACUAAAGCAGCUUAGACGUAGAAGUUCGUUGUAGUCUUGAAUUUAAACAUCAUUCGUGUCUGAGAAGGGUAGUAACUUAUCGAACAUAGUUGUGUUUAUGAAGGUAUCUGCUGGCGAAAAACUGGAGUAUUGCAGCCGCAUGACCUAUCAAUAAACACCAUAUUCUUGUUGCGCACACAAAAUAACAUUCAGUUGGCAGCCGAAGUCGUCAACUAAUAAUGAAUGAAUGAAUGAACAUGUACACACAGGAGAAAACGGACAAUUGAACACCUCACUCGACCACUGUCACCUGACCGGCAUCUGAUCUUCAUGCAGC
Molecule: messenger RNA, 4609 nt
Organism: Amoebophrya sp. A25
Lineage: Eukaryota; Dinophyceae; Syndiniales; Amoebophryaceae
Source: the annotation of a GenBank genome assembly